This is a messenger RNA of Hordeum vulgare subsp. vulgare (domesticated barley), 980 nucleotides long. Its product is annotated as NDR1/HIN1-like protein 10. The coding region runs from base 68 to 691 and encodes 207 amino acids. The transcript has a single exon. Gene Ontology annotation, biological process: defense response to other organism. NCBI's taxonomy places the organism in Eukaryota, Viridiplantae, Streptophyta, Magnoliopsida, Poales, Poaceae. The record is from RefSeq and is a predicted model, not a curated record.
CAUAUGGCAGCAAACUCCUGACAAACGCCGCCUCCUCCGACAAGAAAAGCCUCCGGCGGCGGCAACAAUGUGCGGCCGCGACGACGACUGCUACCUGACGAGGGGCGACGUCAAGUACCUCUUCAUCUGCUUCGGCGUGGUCGCGGUCGUGGUGCUCCUCGCCGUCCUCCUGGCCGCCUUCGUCUACCUCCGCCAUGUCACCAUCACCGUCGAGGACGCCUCGCUCACCAGGUUCUCGCUGCUGACAUCCCCGGUGACGGGGAUCGCCUACAACCUCUCGCUCACCCUCAAGGUCCGCAACCCCAACUGGGCCAUGAGCAUGAAGAACGUGGAGCCGUUCGUGGCCGCCUACAGGUUCGACAGCCAGCAGUUCGACCGCGUGCAGGUGGCCGCCACGGGCGACAAGCACCCCGCCGGCGCCACCAGGGUGUACCACCUCACCUCCUCGUCCCAAGGCGCCUUCGUGUCGCUGGGCAGCGCCGGCGAGCAGGAGUACAGGAGGGAGAGCAAGGCCGGGACGUUCGACGUGGAGGUGGCGCUGUCCCGGAAGGUGAGCUACACCGCGCGCUACACCAAGUGCAAGAUCGAGGCCGUCUGCCCGCUCAAGCUGCAGCUCGUCAAGCCCGACUCCACCACCGUCGUCUUCCAGAAGGUGAAGUGCAAGCUCCAGAAGGCGGAGAAGAACUGCUAGCUAGCUAGCAAUAUAGCGUAUGCAUGGAUUGGUUAUGUUUGGGGUCGGUUUGGAGUCGAUCAUCAUCGAUCGUUAUACUUGUUCCAUCAUUGCCACGAUCUGAAGGUGCCUGGCAUUUUUAUUCCCAUUCUUUCACGUCCAUCGAUCACGUUUGUUUUGAUUUCAGGUGUGUGUUGUGGGGGUUUUCAUUCUUUGGUGUACCAUGUUUGUUAGUUUGUUGUCUUCCUAAUCUAAGAGAACAGGUUUGAUGCUGUUUGUUAUUUGAAAGGAAUAGAAAGAUUUGAUGCUA